GGAUCAGUUGAUCAAGUGGAAGUUGAUAAUCCUGAUAAUCCGGAGGAUAAUUCGGGAUCUGCUCCUGACUCUAAAUCAAAGGGUAAGCGGAGAUUGUAUGUUGGAUCUCAAGCCUUAGGAUUUCGCCGAUCUCAUGGAGGUACUAUCGCCCAUCAAGGAUGGGAUGGUUGUGGACUGGGAUAUUGUAGAGAACAUAUGGGACCAUGCUUUCAGGGAAUGCUUACUGAUCGAUCCAAAGGAGCAUCCAAUGUUACUUGCAGAGCCCUGUUCGAACACUCAGCAGCAGAGGGAAAAGGCUGCAGAGAUAAUGUUUGAAAAGUACCAAGUUCCUGCAUUGUUUUUGGCCAAAAAUGUUGUUCUCACAUCUUUUGCAUCAGGACGUGCGACUUCUUUGGUCGUUGACAGUGGUGGAGGAUCGACUACUGUUGCUCCUGUUCAUGAUGGAUAUGUUCUUCAAAAGGUAUCCCUCAACAAAGAACAACUGCCUAAGUUUUUUCCGUUUUUUUCCCCUGAUGACUGUAGUGUCUUCACUUACAGUUCAUAUUCAAACAUUCCAACGACGUCUUAUGAGCUACCUGACGGGCAAACGAUAGAAGUCGGAGCGGAUAGAUUCAAGAUUCCUGAUAUUAUUUUCAAUCCAUCAUUAGUUCAGACUAUCCCCGGUAUGGAAAGUUUUGCUGAGACUGUUGCUUCUCUUCGCGGUCUACCACAAAUGGUUAUCGAGAGCAUUAACAAGUGCGAUGUGGAUAUCCGAAGAGAACUUUUUAGUAGUAUAUUGCUUGCUUGGGGAACAGCAUCGAUGCAGCAACUCAAAGAACGUCUGGAAAAGGAUUUGCUAGAGGAGUCUCCUCAAGCAGCGAGAGUCAAAGUACUGGCCAGUGGAAAUGCUACAGAAAGGAGAUUCAGUGUUUGGAUAGGGGGCAGCAUAUUGGCAUCUCUUGGUUCCUUUCAACAAAUGUGGUUUUCAAAGUCCGAGUACGAAGAGCAUGGGGCAUCUUACGUUCAAAGAAAAUGUCCGUAAGAUGAUUUCUUGCCGUUCUGUUAUAUUUUGGUGGAAAGCACUGUAUUUAUUUGACUAGCAUCAAGCAAAGAUAUUUUUCCAAGUGGACUUGCUCUGCUCAAGUCUUGUACCAUUAGGAAUCUGUAUCACUUUAUACCAUUGUUCUGUAAUGCACUGGUAGUACCAAGGUACAUCCAUAUCGGACUUGCACCGAUGACUGACAUAGUAGGAAUCUGAGUGACUUGCUAUUUGUGUUAGGCUGUUAGCUGUACCACUACUGCAGCUGUUCAAUGGAAAUGCUAGAUUAAACACCUUGUGCUAAUUGCUAAGACCUUGUUCGACAACUAAGUGGACAAAGACCCCUUUGUAACAAUUGGAAGUUUACCGAGGCAACACUGGCGAUGGGUCAAUCACGCUGCAUUCCAUGUCUAAAGGUUGAAAACUGGCAACCUCAAGUGAUGAAGCAAGAAGUUCUAGCAAAUCCAAUCGAGUGGUGAAAUGAUUGUAUGAUAUCUCAGACAAAAGGUGGUCUCAUUCGCUUUUCGAGGAUGCAAUGUGUAUUGUGAUAACUUGUUGGGUCGAACCUUCUCUAGAGGAAGAAACAGAAAACGUUAGGUGGUUUAGGCAUGAGAGAUCCCAUAGCUAAUAUGAUCAUUAUCUUGCUUAAAGACAAUAAAAAAAUUGGUUAAAAAGAUUUUCGUUUAUUCUCA
Messenger RNA from Nicotiana tabacum (common tobacco), 1710 nucleotides. NCBI's taxonomy places the organism in Eukaryota, Viridiplantae, Streptophyta, Magnoliopsida, Solanales, Solanaceae. The record is from RefSeq and is a predicted model, not a curated record.